AUGGGCGACGACAAAUACUACACUUUGGCCGAAGGUUGCCCUUUUGCAAGCAACAGAACCGCUGUUCUGAUGCGGAAUAAACAGGGUGGCGGGCUUGGACUGCUUCAGGAUACUCAACUCAUUGAGACCUUAGCUCAUUUUUCUCGCGAGAGGAUCCCGGAACGAGUCGUUCAUGCCAAAGCUGUUGGAUCCUAUGGCGAGUUUGAAGCCACCCGCGAUUGCUCCGACUUUACCUGCGCCAGCUUCCUCAACAAGGUCGGAAAGAAAACGCCGGUGCUUCAGCGAGUGUCAACGGUCGGUCCUGAGUCAGGAUCUGCUGAUACUUCUCGCGAUGUGCACGGAUGGUCAAUGAAGCUCUACACUGACGAGGGAAAUCUCGACUGGGUUUUCAACAACACGCCUGUCUUUUUCAUUCGCGAUGCGAUCAAGUUCCCGUCAAUGAAUCGGUCCCACAAGCGGCACCCCCAAACCCAUCUCCCUGAUGCAAACAUGUUCUGGGAUUUCCACGUCGGCAACCCCGAAGGCAUACAUCAACUCAUGGUUCUAUUCAGCGACCGCGGCACUCCGAAAUCAGUUCGCUACAUGAAUUCAUACAGUGGACAUACAUAUAAGUUCACCAAGGCGGAUGGCUCGUUUAAAUAUGCGAAAAUUCACGUCAAAACUCAGCAAGGGAUACAAAAUUUCAGCCGCGAAGAAGCUACCAAAAUCGCCGGAGAGAACCCUGAUUAUAUGAUCCAGGACAUGUUUGAGGCCAUCGAGAGAGGCGACUAUCCUGUUUGGAAUGUCUACGUCCAAUUGAUGAGCCCCGAAGAGGCCGAGAAAUAUGAGACAAAUAUCUUCGAUAUGACCAAGGUUUGGCCGCACAAGGACUUCCCUCUGCAGCAGAUUGGCCGGCUUACUAUGAACCGCAAUCCGCGAAACUAUUUCGCAGACAUUGAGCAAGCUGCAUUUUCACCAUCGACGAUGGUACCGGGAUUUGCUGCGUCCGCUGAUCCAGUGCUACAAGCACGACUCUUCGCGUACCCCGACGCGGCCCGUUACCGACUGGGCGUGAACUACCAGCAACUCCCAACCAACGCAGCCAAGGCCCAAGUUUACUGUCCUUUCCAGAGGGAUGGAAGUAUGCGAUUGGACGACAACUAUGGCGGGGACCCUAAUUACGUCGGCUCCUGGAUCAAGCCCACUAAGUUCUAUCAAGACGUAAAAGGAACAAACCCUGGGGCAUUGAGCCUACACACCGAGCAUGAAAAGUGGGCGGGAGAGGUUUCCGCCUAUUCCAGCGAGAUCACUGACGCAGACUUCAUCCAGCCCGCAGCAUUGUGGGAGGUUAUUGGCCGGGAGCCUGGUCACCAAGAUAGGCUUGUUGACAAUCUCGUCUCCAGCGUGAAAAGCGUGAAGUACCCCGAAUUGCGCAAGGCUGUCUAUAACCUUUUUAGUCGUGUCAGUAAGGAUCUCGGGUCGAGGUUGCAAAAGCGCACCGAAACAGCAAUUAAGGCCGCGUGA
Messenger RNA from Penicillium canescens, 1503 nucleotides. RefSeq names its product catalase. Gene Ontology annotation, biological process: hydrogen peroxide catabolic process; response to hydrogen peroxide. The coding region runs from base 1 to 1503 and encodes 500 amino acids. Gene Ontology annotation, molecular function: heme binding; catalase activity. The transcript is spliced from 11 exons. Gene Ontology annotation, cellular component: mitochondrion; peroxisome; cytoplasm. NCBI's taxonomy places the organism in Eukaryota, Fungi, Ascomycota, Eurotiomycetes, Eurotiales, Aspergillaceae. The record is from RefSeq and is a predicted model, not a curated record.